This is a messenger RNA of Rhineura floridana, 582 nucleotides long. RefSeq names its product butyrophilin subfamily 1 member A1-like. Gene Ontology annotation, molecular function: protein binding. NCBI's taxonomy places the organism in Eukaryota, Metazoa, Chordata, Lepidosauria, Squamata, Rhineuridae. The annotation marks the transcript as partial. The record is from RefSeq and is a predicted model, not a curated record. The transcript is spliced from 2 exons.
GGAAAGUCCAUCGGCCAUGUGACUCUGGAUCCAGACACGGCCCAUCCUUUGCUCGUUGUGUGUGAUGAUCAGAAGAGUGUGAUGUGGAGAGGAGAAAAGCAGGACCUGCCUAAGAACCCGGAGAGAUUUGAAAAGAUGUUCUGUGUGCUGGGCUGUGAACGUUUCACUUCGGGGAGACAUUGUUGGGAGGUGGAGGUGGAGGCGGGGUGGAAAGAAACCAUGUGGGCUGUUGGAGUUGCCAAAGAGUCUGUGCAAAGGAAGGGAGUUGUUGGCUUCUGUCCCAAGAAGGGCUUCUGGGCUGUGGGGAAGGAUUUCAGUGUCUCAGUCUUUCCUGGUCAAUUCUGGGCUUUUAGAUCCUCAAAGCCAAACCUUUUAAAACUAAGAUGGUUCUGGGAAACCCCUUUGACCUUGAGUCGUGAGCCCAGGAAGAUCCGCGUGUCAUUGGACUACGAAGAGGGUUGUGUGAAAUUUUUUGAUGCUGAUACAAAUGAAUCGGUCUUCACUUUCACUUCAGCCUCCUUCUCUGGAGAAGAAGUCCGGCCCUUUUUCUGGCUGAAUGCAGGAGUUGUUUUGAAGUGUUGA